GUCACUUUUCGAGCGCUUGUCACGGCGCAACAUUUAAACAAGAACCACAGAAAAAUUUAAAUAGCACCAGAAAUAUUUGACAAAAUGUACCAAUACAGUUAAUAUUAAACAGAAAAAUCAUAUUCUACAAAUACACAAUCGAGCUUAUUCCAUCAAAUAAAGCAAUAAAACGCACCGAACCCAGUCACAAUGUCCAAGCCUAUAGACCUGUCCGGGUCCCAGUAUGACCAGGAUACAUACAUUGGCCGAGCGAAGCAUUUCUUUAAGCUCACCAACCCGCUCAACAUUUUUGCCACGUCAGCACAGCUAGAUGAAGCCAAGCAAAUUGUUACAGAAUACAAGAAAACAAAGAAAAUGCCGCCAGGUAUGGACGAGGAUAAACUAUGGUCGAUGAAAUAUCUGUACGACAGUGCGUUUCACCCCGACACGGGUGAGAAAAUGUUCGUGCUAGGCCGGAUGGCUGCCCAAGCGCCUAUGAAUACACUUAUCACUGGCUGCAUGAUCACAUUCUACAAGACAAACGCAGCCACCAUGUUCUGGCAAUGGAUCAAUCAGACGUUCAACGCCCUCGUCAACUACACCAACCGCUCGGGUACCGCGCCCAUCUCCAAAUCGCAACUCUUGGCAUCAUAUUGUGCUGCUUGCGGUGGUGCCAUGGGGACUGCGUUCUACCUCAAUUCCAAAGCCAAGCAAAUGAAGAACCCAGUGUUCGCGGCGCUGGUCCCAUUCGCCGCGGUGUGCGGCGCCAAUUUCAUCAACAUCCCCAUGAUGAGGAGUAGCGAGUUGAUGGGCGGCACGCCCGUGUUCACGCCGGACGGUCUACCGGUUGGCAACUCGACGCGCGCGGCGGCGCUCGGCAUCGGCCUCGUCUGCAUCUCCCGAGUCAUCAUGGCCAUUCCUGGCAUGACCCUAACACCAAUCUUAACGAACUACGCGCGAUCCAGGGGCCUAUUCUGCCGUCAUCCACGCGGCGUGCUGCCCUUCCAAAUGGGCCUGGUGGGGUUGUGCGUCGUCUUCGCAACCCCACUCUGCUGCGCGCUCUUCAAACAGCGCAUGUCCCUCUCUGUGGACAGCCUGGAGCCGGAACUGCAGAAAGUCGCGAAGGCCAAAUUCCCAAAAGCAACCGAAGUGGUCUUCAACAAGGGACUCUAAAGUUUACUCCUAAGGAUGAAGUAAAUUAUUCCAGUACUUUAGUUACUAAUUAUUCUCCAAAGACAACAUUCCUAUCGUGACGUCAUAUUUUUAUAAGUUUAUUAUUUUUUAAUUUAUAACUAUAUUGUUUGUUACGACCGUUUUUUAGCGGUUUAUAAUUUGUUAUUUUUAUUUUUAUAGUUGUUUUUAUAAUUAUAGGCAAUAUUGUAUCUCAAGAGUGGAGCAAUAAUGGAUUAUAGCAAUAGAAUUGUUUAUAAAUUGCAAGUGAUAAUCGAGGGACAGUACUUUUAUUCGUUACCUCGUUAUAUUUAAACAGCUCAAUUUUAUUUUGGUUGUGAUAUAAUUUUGAUGUACGUGGCAAAACUUGGGAUAUGUAGUACGUAAAUCCAACCUUAUUCAAUUUUUUUGCCGCAAUGAAAAGGUGUCACUUUGCAAGCAAAGCUUACAAUCUGGCCCGAUGUUAAAGCAAGUCGUUGAGCUCACUAUAAGUGUAUUUCAAAUCAAUCCAAUCAUGAAAUCAAAUUAUAAAAAUACAUUCAAACUAAGCUCAAACUAUGACUUGCGUUUUCAUUUGAUUUAGUCACAUGUUGUCAGACAACAGAGUUGCUUCAAAUAUCACUGCCAUCGCGAACUGUUGUGUAAUAUUAAGAUACGUCAAUUGAUAACUAUAGGUAAUAUAAUCUCAGACAAUAAUUAUUGUAAAGGAUCCUCACCGCGAGAAUGACAUGUUCGAUUAAAUUCGACUCUAACGCCACUUGCGCUAGUGUCAGAGAGGCCAUUUUUUUCAAAGUUGUCCACCUACUUU
Messenger RNA from Leguminivora glycinivorella, 1957 nucleotides. RefSeq names its product sideroflexin-1-3 (gene Sfxn1-3). Gene Ontology annotation, biological process: serine import into mitochondrion; monoatomic ion transport. The transcript is spliced from 10 exons. Gene Ontology annotation, molecular function: monoatomic ion transmembrane transporter activity. The record is from RefSeq and is a predicted model, not a curated record. NCBI's taxonomy places the organism in Eukaryota, Metazoa, Arthropoda, Insecta, Lepidoptera, Tortricidae. Bases 190 to 1152 code for a protein of 320 amino acids. Gene Ontology annotation, cellular component: mitochondrial inner membrane.